AUGCCUAGAAAAAGAUGGUAAGACAUGCCUGAUAGGACUAUUGUUAGUAAUUGUCCUGAGCAUGUUAAAUUUUGUAAUAAUAGUAUCUCAACCACAAAGUACACUCUCUUCACUUUUAUUCCCAUGAAUCUAGUUGAGUAAUUUAGUAAGUUAGCAAAUGUCUACUUUUUAUUUAUUGGAAUGAUGCAAAUGAUAAAUGAAAUAUCUAUUUCGAAUGGUUAGCCGGUUAUAUAUGUUCCGCUUUUUGUUGUUUUGAUGAUAUCUGGAAUUAAAGAUCUAUUUGAAGAUAUGAAAAGGAACAAGUCAGAUUAAGAAGAGAAUCAAAGAUUGGUAUGGACUUAUAGAAAUGGCAUGUGGAUAAGAGUAUAUUGGUAGAGUUUAUUAGUAGGAGAAAUAGUAAAAGUAGAAAAAAACUAACUCUUUCCUGCAGAUAUUUUAUGUAUGUAUACAACUGAUUCUAAGGGCCUUUGCUAUGUAGAAACUAAAAACCUAGAUGGCGAAACCAAUUUGAAGCGCAAAAUAUCGAAUAAAUCUUUAUAGCAAUUAGGAGAAGCUGCUAUUCUACAUUAAAAAUUUACUUUUAAUUGUGAAAAACCAAACCCCUACUUAUAUAAAUUUUAAGGAAACAUGGAAAUAACAGAUGGUUACGAUUAAUAGUAGAAAAUAUCCCUAGAUUACAACAAUUUUAUACUUAGAGGAUGCUCUCUGAAAAAUACAGACUAUGUAAUUGGCUUGGUUUCUUAUACUGGAAGAGAUUCUAAAAUAAUGAUGAAUACAGUAAACGCAAGAUCAAAGAGAUCUCAUAUAGAAAAAAAAAUGAAUGUUUUUAUUAGUUUGGUCUUCUUGCUUUAAAUAGUAGUAUGCUUGUCAUUUGCAUUAGGUGCUGCAAUUUGGUUUAAUUAAAAUAAAUCAAGCCUCAUUUUUAUGCUUGGAGUCAGUAGUACAGCAGAAAUAGACAACAGUUUUGGUUAUUUAUUAGUUGUGCAGUGGGGUGCUUGGAUUCUUAUAUUUACUAACUUUGUUCCUAUCAGCUUAAUUGUAACCUUGGAAAUGGUGAAAUUUAUGUAAGGAAUCAGAAUUACAUAAGAUCCAAAUACAUAUUCAAAAACUUAUGAUAUUCAGUGCACUGUGUAAUGCAGUGGAUUGAAUGAAGAAUUAGGAUAAGUAGAGUAUGUUUUUUCUGAUAAAACUGGAACAUUAACAAGCAACACGAUGAAAUAUAAAUGCUUAACAGUGAAUGGCGUAUCUUAUGGUGAGUAAGAUAAUAUGACUGAAUAAGAGUUGAUAGAUAAGCCUAAUGUAACAAAUGUUAAAUUUUUAGAUAAAAAGUUAUUUGAAGACAUGUAAGGUAAAAAAGCUAUGGGUUCAGAAUAGCAACAACAUCUUUUUACAGCUUUAAAAGUACUCUCUGCUUGCCAUACUGUGAUUACAGAAAAGACAUCAGAAGGAAUAGAAUACAAUGCUUCCUCACCAGAUGAGCUGGCACUUAUAAAUUUUGCUAAAUUUUGUGGAUUCGAGUAUCUUGGAAUUGACGAAGACAGUGUUAUGAGAAUUAAGUAAGAAAAUAUAAUGCACAGAUUUAAGGUAUUGAAUGUAUUAGACUUUAAUUCAGUAAGAAAGCGCAUGAGUAUUAUUGUGGAAGAUUCUAAUGGCAAGAUUUUCUUGUUUUGUAAAGGUGCAGACAGUGUCUUACAAAAGCUACUUGACUAAAAAUUAAAUGAAGAUCAUAUAAUAGAGUAGACAUGGAUUAACUUAGAAAGGUAUGCAUCUGUUGGUCUCCGUACUCUUGUUUUAGCAUAAAAAGAAAUUUAAAAAGAUGAGUACCAUUUAUGGAAUGAACAGUACUAAGUAGCAUGCUGCAGCCUUAAAGACAGAGAAGAAGAAAUGGAAAGGUUACAAAAAAAGAUAGAAAAAAAUCUUAUCUUAGUAGGAGCUACUGCGAUAGAAGAUUAAUUACAAGACGAAGUUUCUUCAACUAUCUAGCUUAUGAAGAAAGCUGGAAUAAAAGUUUGGGUGCUGACAGGAGAUAAAGUUGAAACAGCAGUUAAUAUAGGCUACGCUUGCUCACUUUUGAAUGAUUAGUUAAGGAGAAUUCUUGUUGAUGGUUAUAGUUUAGAAGAAGUAUAAAAAUCUUUACAGGCAGCUUACAAGUCUAUCCUAAAUGAAGUUGAAAAUCAUAACUAAACUAUCCUUUAAAGCAAUAGAAAAAAGUCAUAAAAGAACGAAAUGAUAAAGAACUUUAGUUUAGAUCUCGCUCUAAUCCUGACAGGAGAUGCUUUGAUACACUGUACAGAAAAUAAAGAGAAUAAUGAAACUCUAAUGAAAAUAUCAGAACAUUGUAAAGUAGUUCUUGCUUGUAGAGUUUCGCCUAAACAGAAGUAAGAAAUUGUGCAUUUAGUUAGAGUUGCUAAACCAGAGUCAACAACUUUAGCAAUUGGAGAUGGAGCUAAUGAUGUGAAUAUGAUAAGUGCUGCUCAUGUUGGUGUUGGCAUUAGAGGAAAAGAAGGAUAACAAGCAGCUAGAGCAAGCGAUUUUGCUGUUGGAGAAUUUAAAAUAUUAAAAUCCUUACUUUUUAAUCAUGGAAGAGAAUCUUAUAGAAAAAAUUCAACUUUGAUAUGCUACAAUUUUUACAAAAAUAUGCUAUUAGUCUUACCAUAGUGGUGGUAUGCCUUCAUUAGUGGGUAUUCGGGUUCUUCCAUGUAUGACCCUUGGAUUUAUUAACUUUAUAAUAUGUGUUACACUUCUCUUCCAAUUGUUGUAUAUGCUAUUUUUGACCAAGAGUUUAGUGAUGAAUAUUUGGUUGAAAAUCCUGAUCUUUAUGUCCAAGGUAUAAAAGGUUUACUUUUUAAUCAAAGAGAAUACUGGCUUUGGAUAAUAAAUGGAUCUUGGCAUGCUUUCUUAAGUUGUUUCAUAAGCUUUGUAGGUUUAGAUGGAACAUUUUAGGUUAAUGGAAAAGAUUUCUUUUUCUAAGCCACAGGAACUGUUACUUUCGGAGCUACUGUCUUCAUUGGAAAUUUAAAAGUUUAUAUUUUCAGCAACACUUACAACCCAGCUUUAUUGAUAAGUGUUUUUGGAAGUAUUAUCUUCUAUAUUUCAAAUCAUGGGCUGGCAAGCUAUUUCUAUGUCACAUCUGAUAUAUUCAAUACUUUUUCAAACACUUAUUCAAGCCCUUACUUUUGGUUUUGUUCAAUAAUAAUUAUAGGAAUCGCUACUAUAUUUGAUUCUACUGAUAGAAGAUGGGAAUAUUUUAGCUAAGUACUUAAAAGACAAGAUGAAAAGAAAUUAGCUUUACUUAAUGAGGCUCUAACAUAUUAAUAAAAUGAAGGAUUAAAUCUUGAAGGUUCAAAAAGUAAUUCAGCAGAAAAUAAAAAUUAUUAACAAGAAAACAGAGACGAGAUUAUAACGUGUGUUGGGAUGCUCAAAAAUGGAUACUAAACUUAAGAACCAAUAAAUCUAAAGUAGCACAAGCCUCUAUAUGGAGAAGAAGAAAAGGUGCCUUCCAGCGAAUCUCUUAGCAAUCCUCCUUAUCCAAAUAAAUCCGCUAAGACUGUAUCUAACCAUUAAAAUUCCCACAUGAAUUCUAAUUAUCUUACUAGCACUAAGCCAUACACAGGAUAUGCUUUUUCUCAAAUAGAGCCCAUCACAGAAGCUUAAUAAAAGUAUACUUACUGA
Messenger RNA from Tetrahymena thermophila SB210, 3672 nucleotides. RefSeq names its product phospholipid-translocating P-type ATPase, flippase family protein. The transcript has 6 exons. Gene Ontology annotation, biological process: phospholipid translocation. Lineage: Eukaryota; Ciliophora; Oligohymenophorea; Hymenostomatida; Tetrahymenidae. Gene Ontology annotation, molecular function: magnesium ion binding; ATP binding; ATP hydrolysis activity. The record is from RefSeq and is a predicted model, not a curated record. Gene Ontology annotation, cellular component: plasma membrane.